ACCCACCACACCCCCCCCCUUCGACCACUAGAGCCCGCCUGCUGGUCAAAUAAUUUUGGCCCCUCCAUCGGUUCCCCUUUUUUUCUGGGGUGCGAAAUCACGGCCUGGCAAGUCUGGGCCUCGCUAUCAAAUACUCCAGCAGCCGCAGGAAACCCGAAUUGUUUGUGUGUUUUCCCUUGACAAAACUUCGGCUUCGUAAAUUUUGUCCGACUGCCCACUGCCUGUUCCCGGCUGUGUCUUCUUGCCGCCCUCAACUCUUGCCCUAGCCAAACCAAUCGUCGCAAAAGCCGCGCUGCACUGAUCGCAUCACGGAUCUUCUCCACCAUGGCGGAUAUCAAUGUCGAUGUUCUCGUUAUCGGCGCAGGCCCGACUGGCUUGGGUGCUGCCAAGCGUCUCGAUCACAUUAAUGGACCUUCAUGGUUGAUCGUGGACGCGAACGAAAAGGCUGGCGGUCUGGCUUCUACCGACGUCACUCCCGAGGGCUUCCUUUACGAUGUUGGUGGUCAUGUUAUCUUUUCGCACUAUAAAUACUUCGACGACUGCAUCAAUGAGGCAUUGCCCAAGAACGAUGACUGGUACACGCACCAGCGCAUCUCCUACGUGCGCUAUAAGGGCCUGUGGGUCCCGUAUCCUUUCCAGAACAACAUCUCUAUGCUUCCCAAGGAGGACCAGGUGAAGUGCAUCGAUGGCCUUAUCGACGCGGCCCUGGAGGUCCGCGUGGCCAACACUAAGCCAAAGGACUUUGACGAGUGGAUCGUUCGUAUGUGCGGCGAGGGCGUUGCCGACAUCUUCAUGAGGCCAUACAACUACAAGGUCUGGGCUGUGCCUACUACCAAGAUGCAAUGCCAGUGGCUAGGAGAGCGUGUCGCAGCUCCCGACGUCAAGCUUGUUACUAGGAACGUCAUCCUGAACAAGACCGCCGGAAACUGGGGCCCCAAUGCUACGUUCCGCUUCCCAGCACGGGACGGGACGGGUGGUAUCUGGAUUGCCGUGUCAGACACUCUGCCAGAGGAGAAGAAGCGAUACGGCGAGAAGGGUGUCGUGACAAAGGUGGACGCCGAAAACAAGACUGUGACCUUGAAGGACGGCACUACAAUCGGCUACGGCAAGCUUGUCAACACCAUGGCCGUCGACGCCCUGGUCGAGAAAAUGGGCAACAAGGAGCUCAUCACCCUGUCCAAGGGCCUCUACUAUUCGUCAACUCAUGUUAUUGGUGUUGGUAUCCGGGGCGAGCGCCCUGAGCGCAUCGGAGACAAGUGCUGGCUCUACUUCCCCGAGGACAACUGCCCCUUCUACCGCGCCACUAUUUUCUCCAACUACUCACCGUACAACCAACCGCAAGCCGAUGCCAAGUUGCCGACACUGUACUUGGCUGAUGGUAGCAAGACCGAGUCUGCCGAAGCCAAGGAGGGUCCCUACUGGUCCAUCAUGCUCGAGGUCUCGCAGUCAACCAUGAAGCCGGUCGACGAAGAGAACCUACUCAAGAAUUGCAUCCAGGGGCUCAUCAACACAGAGAUGAUCAAGCCCGAGGACGAGAUUGUCUCGACCUACCACCGCAAGUUCGACCAUGGCUACCCCACCCCUGCGCUGGAGAGAGAAGGAGUCCUUAAGCAACUUCUUCCCAAGCUUCAGGAUAUGGAUAUCUACUCGCGUGGCCGCUUUGGCAGCUGGCGGUACGAGGUCGGCAACCAGGACCACUCCUUCAUGCUGGGAGUGGAAGCCGUGGACAACAUUGUCACUGGCGCCGUCGAGCUGACGCUCAACUAUCCCGACUUUGUGAACUCGCGCCACAAUAACGAGCGUCGUCUUGCCCAGUCCUUCAACUUCGCCGGGACAAGCUCGAGCAACGCUGCUCCUGCGCCUGUGCCUGCGCAUGCGGCCAACGGCGCCAAGGAAAUCCCCACCAGAGACCGUGCUGCUUCCAAGGCGUCGGUAAAUGGGAGUCACUCCCGGAAGCCGUCAAAACAGGUUAAGUGAGAUGAAGCGCGACCUUGGCCACAUGGCAACGCGAUUCGAGAGUGACGAGUUUGUUGGGGCGGAUGUAGUUGGGUUUG
Lasiosphaeria miniovina is the source of this 2054-nucleotide messenger RNA. Its product is annotated as UDP-galactopyranose mutase. The coding region runs from base 325 to 1977 and encodes 550 amino acids. The transcript is spliced from 6 exons. NCBI's taxonomy places the organism in Eukaryota, Fungi, Ascomycota, Sordariomycetes, Sordariales, Lasiosphaeriaceae. The record is from RefSeq and is a predicted model, not a curated record.